This is a messenger RNA of Gracilinanus agilis (Agile Gracile Mouse Opossum), 3314 nucleotides long. RefSeq names its product phospholipase B domain containing 2 (gene PLBD2). Gene Ontology annotation, cellular component: extracellular region. Gene Ontology annotation, biological process: phospholipid catabolic process. The record is from RefSeq and is a predicted model, not a curated record. Gene Ontology annotation, molecular function: glycerophospholipase activity. Bases 1 to 1707 code for a protein of 568 amino acids. Lineage: Eukaryota; Metazoa; Chordata; Mammalia; Didelphimorphia; Didelphidae. The transcript is spliced from 12 exons.
AUGGUUGCUACAAUGUGUCCGGGCAGCAGCCUGGCCCUGGGGCUGGCGCUGGCACUGGGGCUGGCACUAGGGCUGAGGCCGCCCCAGCCCUCGCUGCCGCCGGCGGCACCCUCCCAGAGCCGCUCCGUAAUGCUGGACAAAGCCUCGGGCCAGCUCAAGGUGGUGGAGGGCGCCCAGGCCGGGGCCGUCGCCUGGGCCAACCUCACCAACGACAUCGGAAAGACCGGGUGGGCCUUCUUGAACUUGAAUACCAACGGGCAGUACAGCGAUGCCCUGCAGGCUUACGCGGCCGGGGUGGUGGAGGCAGCCGUGUCUGCCGAGCUCAUUUACAUGCACUGGAUGAACACGGUGGUGGACUACUGCGGCCCCUUCAAGUACGAGACCGUCUACUGCGAGAAGCUCAAGCGCUACAUCGAGACGAACCUGGCGUGGAUGCAGAAGCAGAUGGCGUCGGGCCAGGACGCCGAGUACUGGCACCAGGUGGAGCUCGCCCUCCUGCAGCUGAAGGGGCUGGAGGACAGCUACCAGGGCCGCAUAGCUUUCCCAUCCAAGAACUUCACCGUCACCCCCUUCGGGUUCCUCUUGUUCCAGCUGUCCGGGGACUUGGAGGACCUGGAGCCGGCCCUGAACAAGACGGCCCACAGGCGAGUGAUGGGCUCGGGCUCCUGCUCGGCCCUCAUCAAGCUGCUGCCCGACAGGAGGGAGCUGCUGGUGUCCCACGACACCUGGAGUUCCUACCAGCACAUGCUGCGCAUCAUCAAGAAGUACAAGUUCCACUUCCGGAUGCUGCCCCAAGGGGGGUCGCCGCCGAUUCCGGGGAACGAGCAGGUCUUCUCUUCGUACCCCGGGACCAUCUUCUCCUGCGACGACUUCUACGUCUUGGGCAGCCGCUUGGUGACCCUGGAGACCACCAUCGGCAACUACAACGCGGAGCUCUGGAAGUACGUGAAGCCCCAGAACAGCGUCCUCGAGUGGCUGCGCAACCUCGUGGCCAACCGGCUGGCGCGGGACGGGGCGGCGUGGGCCGACAUCUUUAAGAAGUUCAACAGCGGCACGUACAACAACCAGUGGAUGAUCGUGGACUACAAGGCGUUCACUCCUGGCAAGGCCCAGCCCGGGAAGGGCCUCCUCACCGUCCUCGAGCAGAUCCCGGGCCUGGUGGUCGUGGCCGACAAGAGCGAAGAGCUGUACGAGAAGGGCUACUGGGCCAGCUACAACCUCCCGUAUUUUGAGGCGGUGUUCAAUGCCAGUGGGAUGCCUGACCUGGUGAAGAAGUUUGGGGACUGGUUCUCCUACACGAAGAGCCCCCGAGCCCGGAUCUUUGAGCGCAACCAGUCACUGGUGCAUGACAUGGACUCCAUGAUCCGCCUUAUGAGGUUCAACAACUUCCCCUACGACCCCCUGUCCCGCUGUGAGAACUGCACCCCACUGCAGAAUGGAGAGAACGCCAUCUCUGCCCGCUCGGAUCUCAACCCAGCUAACGGGACGUACCCCUUUUCUGCGCUCUCCCAGAGAUCCCACGGAGGCAUCGACAUGAAGGUCACUUCUUAUGGGCUGUCCAAAGACUUCCACCUAAUUGCCGUCAGUGGCCCCACGUGGGACGAGCUGCCCCCCUUCCAGUGGAGCUCAUCACCCUUCGACAAGCUGUUGCACAUGGGCCAUCCAGACCUCUGGAAGUUCUCCCCCAUCAAGGUCUGGUGGGAGUGAAGCCGGGGACCGACUCCUCCUUCCACCGUCCCACCCUCGACCCAGUGCCCUUAGGAACUCGGCUCUUCCUCUCCCCCCACCCGUCCUGGCUGACUUCUUGUCUGUCUGGCCCUGGAAGCCCAAGGGAUCUGCCUGCCAGGCCUGGAGGGCUGAGCUCCCUCCGCUUUCUGCUGCUUCACUGGCUCUCGAGCCAUCUGCCUUGUCCAAAGAGGUCCUGGUGGCCUUGGGGGCCGCUUCCACAGCCCCCCUCCCCGCUCUCGGUGAGCCCUGGGCUCCAGCCUCUGAACCCACUUCUCCCAAGCCAGCUUGGCUUUCCUGGAGAAAGAAGGGAGGGGAGGGGGCUCCCGGGCGUCACUCUGUGGCUGAAACCCGCAAGGAUCUGCCGGACUCUGAGGAGCCCACCACUGCCUCCCCCAGACCCGUCUCAGCGAGGAAGCCGGCUCCUCCCUCCUGCACCUUUCUAGGCACCCUCCCACUUUUGGCUCUGCUUACUGAGACCCUUCUAUGUCCAUACUGUCAGCCUCCUCUACUGGGUUGUCCUUCAGGAACAAAUUGGGAAAAAAUCCUAGUUAUCCCCUAACCGCACCAGACCUUCCCCUGAAACCCUGAACGUGGAGCUUUGGGGGCUUUGGGUUUCCUGGGGCUCCCAGGUUGGGGCUGCCCCCCUUUCCUCUGCUUGCUGGGGGUGACUGCUUGGGCUUGUGGGCUCUGCCUCCAAUGCCUGAUGCUGUCCUAACGGGAUCUCUGGACAGGAAAGCCGGGCCCUCGGGGAUCUGGGGGGGGAGGCUCAUGGCUCAGGGGCCCCUCGGUGACAUCUGCCUCCCCCUUCAUCCCUCCCCCCUCGUCCUAGCACCCAGCCCUCAUGGCUCAGGGGCCCCUCCUCCUAGCGCCAUCUCUCGCUGGCCGGGGCCUCUUGGGGGUAGGGGUGGGAAGGCUUGUCCGUACUUCCUGCCCCGGAAGCCUUGCAGAGGGAUGGGCAGGGAAGUCAGCUACCUCCGUGGAGAUGGCAGAGGUCCUGGGACCCAGGCUGCGGUCCUCCCCCUGCCCCUUGUCUGCCUUCCCUUCCCAGGGCUGGGCUCUGCCACACUCAGACGCCCCCCAUCCUCAGCCUGCAGGGGCCGGGCCACAAAUGGAAUUAAAAGCCGGAGACUUGAUCCCCUCCAACCCUGCUCUGCUUUUUGGAGGGGGUCGGGCUUUUGUUGGCUAGGAAGGGGCUGGGGCUCCUGGAGAAGCAGACCUGCAGCUAGGCAAGGCUGACUGGGGCCUUGGCCGCACCUUUCCAUUUGUGACAUCGGGCUCGUCGCCUCAUUUUCUUGGGCCUCACUUUCCUCAUCUGAAAAACAGGCCGUUGGACCGGCUGGCUUUUUGCUGCCCCUUCCCGCGCUCUGACAGCUAGCCGUGGGCAGUGAGGACAGAGCGAGCGCCGCAGCAGUUUGCUAUGAAUUGGGGAGGUUCUGAGAAGAGAAGGCAGAGAGGGACCCCCGCCGGCUUCAGGCUGAAAAUCGGAAUUGUAAGCCUCUAGAGGACAGGUGCUAAUUCCCGUUUGUCCUUGUAUCCCGAUGCCUAGAACAACAAAGGAACGAAUAAACGAGGAUGUAUUUCUUAAA